UAAAGAGGGAAGAUGUUCCGCUGGUUGUUAAAGUGGACGCUUUUCUUUUUCUGCACCGCCUCAUCUGAUGAUGCACCGGUGGAUUAUGGAGGCGAGUACGGCUCCGGGAUGCUGCAGACAGAUGAGGUGAACAUUCUGCUGGAGCUUUCUCUUCAGGUGUCAAACAGCAGUAACAUGUCCAUGACUGUGGAGGACAGCAGGUGUCCAGUUCUACAGGUGGGACAGUACUCCACCUUGGCUCUUCCUCUACAGCAGCUCUUCACUGACAGGUUUGCAGAUGAGUUCAGUUUACUGGUGCAGCUGCGAAGUCCUCAGAGAGAAGAACGCAGUGUGUUCACCAUUCUCAGCCCCGACAGCCAUGUGAUGAUGCAACUAAGGAUCAGUGCUUAUGCCAUCAUCUUCAUAGGAACACAGCAACGACACUAUGAGUUCCCAGUCAGUGGUCUGUCUGAUGGAAAGUGGCACCAUGUGGCCUUCAGCGUGUCUGCUGAGCGCCUGGCACUGUACGUGGACUGUUCUCUGCUGGAGAGUGUGGACUGGGUGUACCAUGGCAUGGGGAUCAGCACCAAUGGGCUGCUCAUGGUUGGAGGCAUUAUCAAGGGCUUUGAGACUCCAUUAGAAGGUCAUCUCAAACAGCUGACCUUCCUGAUGGGCAACCCUGACGCUGCCAAGCAACACUGCAGCCACCACCAGCCCCACUGUGGUGAGGCAGCUCCCAAGCCUCCUCGCUCCCCACGCACCAAUAAUCUGGAGAAUACAUUGCUGUCCUCAAAUGACCUAGCAGACCUGUUGGGGGAUUCCAAGGAUGAUUCAGUUCUGAGUUUUGGCAGAACUAAUGUGUUCCUGCACAAAGAUGGUUCUCCAGGGGAUGGGACUGUGCCUUCAGGACCCAGUUGGAAAGGUUCAGUGGUUCGUGGGGAAGUCUUUUUGGUGGACGAGGACACUGACUUGUUGGAUUCAGUUUUCCCAAAUGGCGGACAAGUGAACCCUCAAUGGAAGUCCCCCAGAAAUGGACUUAUAGGAAACCAGAAGGGGAAGCCUGAAGUGUCCUUCAAACAUUUGGAUGAGAAUAUUACCACAGAGAAGAAGACAGAUUCAAGUGAAAGGGCUUCACUGUUGUUCCACAGAAAACCUUCCGAUGACAUCAUUGAGCUGGACACUGAAAAUACCCCUAAGAAGUUCUCAGUGGGAUUUGCUCUACUUCCUAAGAGCUCACCAGAACCCCAAAUAUCCACAGACUCCAACAAACUAAGGGAGGAGACAGAUGAACAGACCAGGACUGUCUCACCUACACCCUAUAUCAUCACCCCUGGCCCAUCUGGAAAGGAAGUAGAUGGGGAAAGGGGGGGCAUAUCUAGACAGAGCACCACUGGCUAUGACAAGGAGCAUCCUAGAAUUGUGACCAUUGUAUACAGAGAUGGAGAUCUUGUCUGGGGCUCAGAUGGUAAAAUCUACCAGCUACAGAGAGGACCACCAGGCCGAAUGGGUCCUCCAGGGCCGGAAGGCUGUCCUGGUGAGCCUGGCCUGCCCGGGUUUAAAGGUGAUAAGGGUAAGAUGGGCCCUGAAGGAAGUCCAGGACAAAGGGGGGAACCAGGACCUCCUGGACCAGCAGGUUUGCCAACACUCUACCUGUGGAGGAACACCGCUGAGGAAUGGGCUGCCUUCCAGCAGACCAGUUUCUACCAGUUACUUCAUGCUGGAUGGCCUAGUAAAGAAGGGCCUGCAGGGUCACCUGGAGAGAUAGGCAAGCCCGGCAUACAGGGGCCACCUGGUGAACCUGGGGAGCGUGGACAACCAGGGAUGCCAGGAGAGAUGGGUGAGCAGGGUGCCAGGGGCCCUCCAGGACGAGGUGGGGCCCCAGGGAGAGAUGGAGAAAAUGGAGAAGAUGGUCAGCCCGGCUCACCUGGUGCUCCUGGAUCACAGGGCCCCUGGGGAUACAGGGGAGAGCGAGGGUCCAAAGGAGAAGAAGGUGAAGAGGGUCUUAUUGGCCUCAGGGGUCCACAAGGGGAAAUUGGUGAACCUGGUGAGAAGGGCUCAGAUGGUUUACCUGGCCCACCUGGUGUCAUCGGACCUCCAGGGCCUCAGGGGGUCCGAGGUGGCUACGGGCCAGAGGGGCCAUGCGGGCCUGAUGGGCCGAGCGGACUGCACGGCCUCCCUGGUCUGCCAGGGCCAAUGGGUGCAGCAGGUGUUACAGGACGAGUUGGAGCACAAGGGGUUAAUGGCUCAAGGGGGGACACGGGCCCUGCUGGCAGUGUUGGCCCCAAAGGCCCACAGGGGCCUCCAGGUUUAGAGGGGCAGAUGGGGUCUCCAGGGCACCGAGGACCCCAAGGACACCCAGGACUAAUUGGUGCUCCUGGACCCAAAGGAGAUCCUGGGCCUACGGGACCCAUGGGUGCUCGGGGGGAUCCUGGCUUUGAGGGGCCCAUGGGCACAUGGGGACAACAAGGUCCUAUGGGUUUUCCUGGACUAACAGGUAACAGGGGACGACAUGGGGACAAGGGGGAUCCAGGACUGAAAGGCGACAAAGGUGUUCAGGGAGCAGCAGGCAUUAGGGGUCCUCAAGGAGAAAGGGGCCCCGCUGGCUUCCCAGGCUUCCCAGGGACCGAGGGCCAGCCUGGUCCCAAAGGCGCUGAGGGCACAAACGGUGAAACUGGCCCUCAGGGAAAACAGGGUCACCAAGGGCUAAAGGGGAACAGGGGACCAGAUGGACGUAACGGCAGACCAGGAGACAGAGGGAUCAAGGGUCGGACUGGACAGAGGGGCCACACUGGUCAGACAGGCCCAUUGGGUUUUCCGGGCAUACCUGGACCACAGGGAGUAGAAGGAAAGCCUGGUACACAGGUUCCCAUUCUCUAUCAUAUUUCAAUCCCAUCACCUGUUAAUACUGUUCUCUGCAGGGAAGAAAACUGCAUUGUUGGUAUUUUCUCUGUCCUCAGGGUCUCUUGGGUGCAGCUGGAAGAGUCGGCAGUAAAGGACAGACGGGUUUUCAUGGAAUUUCUGGAGAGAGAGGAACAGAUGGCCCGCGAGGUUCUCCGGGGCCACAAGGGAAAACAGGACCCCCAGGCUCACCAGCACCCCCAGGAGACAGGGGUUUCUCGGGAAAUCCAGGGCGUCCAGGGGAGCAUGGGCAUGCGCGGGCCUCCAGGUUUCAUAGGAGAACGGGGUGAGCCAGGUCUACGAGGUUUACCUGGGCCUGUUGGGAAGCCAGGGCCUGCAGGUGCCUCAGGUCCUCCUGGAGAAAAGGGACCCUGGGGACCUCAGGGUCGACCUGGAGGCAAAGGGCCCAAAGGGAUACAGGGCCCACCAGGCCCUCCAGGUGUCCCAGGACCUGAUGGGGCAACUGGAAAACCUGGACCCAGGGGAAGCAUAGGGCCACCAGGACUCCAGGGGCCACAGGGCCCAGCAGGCAUCCCAGGCCCACAGGGUGCUGAUGGGUCGUUAGGAGCAGCAGGGGAGAGAGGACCCAAGGGUGUACCUGGUUCUCCUGGUGAUCCUGGUCCCACAGGACAAGAUGGACAGCAGGGUCUGCCUGGCCAAACAGGAAAUGAGGGUCCACCUGGACGGAAGGGAGACCAGGGGGACUUAGGGCCUUGUGGGAAACCUGGUCUUCCAGGUCCCCCAGGAGAGAGAGGACUGGAGGGGCCAAAAGGCUUAGAGGGACCACCUGGACCAAUGGGUAAAGAGGGUGAAGUUGGGCUUCCUGGAGAAGCUGGAGAUCUCGGGCCCAAAGGGGAGAAGGGUGAGUUGGGACCUCUAGGCGUAUCUGGACGAGAAGGCCCUUGGGGAACUGUUGGAGAAAAUGGACAAAGGGGACCUAAGGGGGAGAAGGGCCCCAUUGAAAUACAAUGA
Molecule: messenger RNA, 3849 nt
Organism: Monopterus albus (swamp eel)
Lineage: Eukaryota; Metazoa; Chordata; Actinopteri; Synbranchiformes; Synbranchidae
Product: collagen alpha-1(I) chain
Exons: 45
Coding region: 13-3849 (1278 amino acids)
Biological process (GO): extracellular matrix organization
Molecular function (GO): extracellular matrix structural constituent conferring tensile strength
Source: RefSeq, a predicted model, not a curated record